CGUACUGCAUACAAACCGUAGGACACAGAACAAGCCGGGCGAUGCUUUGUUUAGCAUUAUUUAGCACUUCAACUUGAAACAAUGUCGUGCAACAAGUGUUUAACAGUGCUAUGCGCAGGGAAUGGAAUUUGAUGCCUGAAUGUGGGGAUUUUUUUUUAAAGCAGUGCAGCUAAAUGUCGCAUUUUAAAAAGAGGACAUUUAUGUGACUGUUUAUAUCAAUCAAAAUACUAUUUCUGACAUGUCUGCUCAAGGGUUACUGAACAGCGUUUUCUCCUGCUCUUCUCCAGCAUCCAAAACGAUCACCAAAAGAAGAUUGCGCCAGACACGGAGCUUGGAUCCAGCUAUAAUAAGGAACUAUGGGAAUGAUGCAGAAGCAAUUUUGGAUGUGUAUGAAAACACGCGAUUGUCCUGCAUGGGUCUAAGAGAAACAGGCAGCAUCUCAAGCCGCUUAACCCCACAGAGUUCAGCCGAAUGCCUUGCAACAUCCAAACUGGGAUUGCGCUGCAAAUUAAAGCAGCCUCUCUCCUCUUUCUCCAGCCCAUGCACUCCCACAGAAACCUCGCCGUCCUCAAAUUUUCACUUUGAUUAUGACAUAAAAGGCGUGAAGAGGAAUACUGCAUGGGACAUACCAUUCCUGGCAAGGAGUCCUGCUCUUACCCCACCUGGAAGCACCAGUACCAUCUUCUCUCCAAGAAAGUGGCUUCAGAAAAAAUUGCAACAGUCAAGCUCACACUCAUACAUCGUAUGGAAGUCAGAGGGUGACUUUACCUGGAACAGCAUGUCUGGGCGAAGCGUGAGACUAAAGCCAGUGCCCAUUCAGAGUCUCUCCGAGCUGGAAAGAGUAAGACUACAGGAGGUGGCAUUCAAUCGUUUGCUGCAGGAGUAUGACCUGGGCUGCCAGAUAACUAUUCCCAAAGAUGGGCAAAAACGCAAGAAAUCAUUGAGGAGGAAGCUUGAUUCCUUAGCCAAAGAGAAGAAAGACAAAGAAUUUGUGCCUCAAGCUUUUGGCAUGCCGCUGUCCCAGGUGAUAACCAAUGACAGGACCCACAAACAAAAACAGGACUCCCAGAAAGAAGAACAGAAAGAAUCCCCUGAUCUGGUGACCUCCAUCUUACAGUUUGGAUUGAAAAGGCAAAACAAAGAACUCUCAAGCAGUAACUCAUCUCUCAGCUCCACAUCGGAAACGCCUAACGAGUCCACCUCGCCUAAUACACCUGAGGCAGCCCCUCGGACACGCAGACGGGGUGGAAUGUCUGUGGAUUCUAUCACAGACCUGGAUGACGAUCAGUCUCGACUGCUGGAAGCCCUGCAGCUCUCCCUGCCAGCAGAGGCUCAGAGCAAGAAGGAGAAGCAGCGGGACAAGAAGCUCAGCCUCAACCCCAUUUACAGACAGGUUCCCAGGCUAGUGGACAGCUGCUGUCAGUAUCUGGAGAAAUACGGUCUUCAGACGGUAGGAAUAUUCAGAGUAGGAAGUUCAAAAAAGAGAGUGAGACAGCUCAGAGCGGAGUUUGACAGCGGUGUGGAUGUGCUGCUUGAUGAGGAGCAGAGUGUUCAUGACAUCGCCGCCCUGCUGAAGGAAUUCCUGAGAGACAUUCCUGACCCUCUCCUCACCAGAGAGCUCUACACUGCCUUCAUCAACACUGUCUUGAUGGAAUUAGAUGAGCAGCAAAAUGCCUUGCAGCUACUCAUCUACCUUCUACCUCCCUGUAACUGUGACACUCUGCACAGACUCCUGAAGUUCCUGUCCACAGUGGCCAGUCACGCUGAAGACUCCUACGACAAGGAUGGCCAAGAGAUCACUGGGAACAAAAUGACAUCGCUGAAUUUGGCCACAAUAUUCGGCCCUAACCUCCUGCAUAAGCAGAAAAGCACAGACAAAGAGUUCUCAGUGCAGAGCUCGGCUCGGGCCGAGGAGAGCACGGCCAUCAUUGGAGUCGUUCAGAGGAUGAUACAGACCUACGAGGCGCUUUUCAUGGUCCCACCCGAUCUUCAAAAUGAGGUGCUAAUGAGCUUAUUGGAGACCGACCCAGAUAUAGUUGACUAUCUGCUGCGUAGAAAAGCUUCACAAUCAUCAUUCCCUGAUCUGAUGAGGUCAGACGGGCCUUUCACCCUCGGAGAGAGACACUCUUCCACAGACUCGAAAGCAUCGAGUGGAGAAGUGUCUCCCUAUGACAAUAACUCGCCGAUACUAUCAGAAAGACUACUGUUCCAGAAACAGGAGGACAUCAGUCCCAGCUCAGAUAAACUCUUCAAGGUCCCUGAGCAGUACACGCUGGUUGGACAUUUAAAGUCCAAAUCGAAGGACCUGUCUCCUGGGCUGCAGGCUGGGAAAGAUAUUUCAGAUGACCACACUGAUAUUUGGGGCGCCUGGCAUUCAACACUGAAACCAGGUUCGAGAGAUCAAGGCAUGACAGGCUCCCCUGGGAACAUAUAUGAAUGCAGUUCGUCACAAGACGUUUCCUACCAUUCUCAUGGUAGUCUGACUUCUGAGUGGCUAGAAGGCCAUGACUCAACUUCACUCCUCGUGGACAAUGGGAAGCAGCCAGUCAGGCGCACUCAAACCACAGCAGGAGUCCAGGAAUGCCGAUCUCAUCCUCCAGUUACCAGGGCCUGCAGCAGCCCCCAGGUGGAGAGAAGCAGAAUGCAUUUCCAACUGAGUUCAGACAAUUUAUACUCGAGGCCCGAGGGACAUUCAGCUUCAAGCAGUGCCGAGGACAUUCCCCAGAGGAACCUCAACCCAGCCUGUUUGUUGCAGAGCAAACCCAAGCCAGGUUAUACCAAGCACUGGGACAGCAGCAGGAAUGAAAACAGACCUCCACCACCUUACCCAGGCCCCUCGAGGCAAAGCUCAGCAGGUACGCAACAGCAGCAACAGCCCGUUUCUCCAGCACUGCAGGCUGUGAAAAGACUUCCCAAGUAUGAGAAAAGCCCUACGCUUAUCAAGGCCUCAGGCCUAAAGGUUGCAUCCACAGAGCAGCCUAGGCUUAAUGUGGAACAGAUGCCACCCAUUUCCAAGAACGAGGUAAACAAAGCCUACUGUAGUCAGACAGACAGCCAGAACAACAGGAACAUUGGGGAACAGGACUGGCAGGAGUGGCAGAGAGAGCGGUGGCAGAUCUGGGAGCUCUUGUCUGCUGACAAUGCAGAUUCACUGCCAGAAACUCUUGUAUGAACUCUGCUCAAGCUGCACAGUAUUAUUCUGUCACUUUAUUUAAAAGAAGACACAUUAGGGAAAUUCAGUCUAUGAAAAUGUCUAUAUAUAACCAUUUUCCCUUUUACAAAUUUAAAACAUUGCCACUGUCUUUUUAAAACUUUUUGUUUUUUGUUGACGAAAAAAUGACUUUGCAACUCUUUCCUUUUCCAGUGUAUGGCAAAUUGUUGUUUAGAGACACAUUUCUGAUUUCUUCACAGAUUUUCAAGAAAUAUGCACAGGUAUACUGUAGCAUUUUAACAUGAUACUUUUUUUUUUUUUUUUACAUCAGAUUCAGUUAUUGAUUUCUAUAACUACUAAAGUCUUUGAGUACAGGUGAUUCCCAACAUCCAGGUCACUAGAAAUGGGCUGGAACUUCACCCUUUUCUUUUAAUUAGUUUGUAUUUUAUUUGCAAUAAAUGUCCCUCCGUAGAUCAGACAAAAUGUAUUGUAAACUGUACUAUAUAUAAUAUCUGCGUAAUUUGAUGGGGACUGCUUGAAGGUACAUGUGUAAAGUGCAUAGAGCUAACAAAAUAAUUCCAGUAAAACUUACAUGUUACUCACUGUCACUUCAUAUGUCUCCCAUUUCCUGGAUAAAAAAAUGGACACGUUAUGGUACAGGGGUAGCCAGGGCCAGCAUUGCAGCAUUCUAAAAAUGUUGCAAGGUUGCAGUCCUGUUUUAUCUGACCAGCUUUGAAUCAGCUGCACAUUAUUAGUGAAAACAAAAAAAAACCCUUAACAAGGUGGCAGCUGCAAAUUGCAGGCAGGAAGUCAGGAUUUUUUUUAUAACACAAGUUGCAUUAAAUGUUAUUUUAUUUUGGCUUUUGCUGAAUCACGUCGCAAAUUGAAUGUAGAUCUUUGGAUAAUAGCCUACUCUUCCCUUUAAUGUCACCUUAUUUUAUUUUCCCAAUGUACAGUAUACACAUUGCAGGAUAUGCCAACUGUCCACAGUCAUGUAUCAAAUUUCUGGAAGGAGAAUUGGCCCACUAAUCAUCACAUCAUAUCCAAGCGCCAUAAACUCUGUGUGGUUUGCAUUCAUGUCGCUUCUUUUUGUUUGGCCUCCAGUCAUGCAAGACCAAACAGGGAGACAGACGUUUUUAGAGCCUGGAGGAAGGGCUACCCUCAGCCAUGGAUUCUCUCCUACCAGUGAUUAGGGUUUUUUUCCUUAGCUGAGUGCGGUUCGUAUUUAGUUUCUGCAGGGUGCGUGUCAGGCCGGAGCAACCGGGUUCUCCCUCGGUGCGUUUCAUAAGCGGGGGGUAGGCCCGUGUUUCACCUGCUAACUUUUCAUUCACCCUUUUCCUAUUUUUGGGGGUAACACCACUGCCGUUGUAGCAUUAACCAUUCAUCAUUUUCUUUUUCCAGUAGUGGUUUGGCGGCUUUGUCUUUUGGGGGGAGGUGGCCCUACGAGCCACUUCCUAUCCGCGGCACUAGACUACAUGAUGUCAUCAUGUUUUCGCUAGUCGGCCAACAUUAUGGAUAGCUGAGCACCCACAGACAAGGUCUCCAGGCAAAUUCCUUAUCAUCAUUAAUUUAUCUGUCCAAUUGCAAUUUAAAUCAUCCAUAUUGCAUAAUGAUGAAUGGGAAGCAAAUGGAUUCAUAUAUAUUUUUAUAUAAGGUUUUUUUUGUUUUUGUUUUGUUUUCAUUGGCAUUAGAUGUAAUAUUUAUUAAUGUUGAAUGUGGCAGUGUUGAAAGGCAGCGUUUUAUACUCAAACCAGUAAAUUAACAGUGGUAUAUUAACAUAUUAUCAGCGACCAUGCCUUAUUAAAAUUACCAAAUAUGGUAGCAGAAAACAAUAUUAAACUUUUAUAAAUUUUGCAUCAUUAACAGAUGUUGAAAUAACAACAAACGUUUCGAAACCCUUCCCUGUGGUUUUGUUUUUGUUUUUUAACACUGAUAUUUAUGAAUUGCUUCUGCCCACUCACAUCAGAAAGUGAAUUUACAUGCAAGCUUUGAUAUAACCCUUCUUUUUACCAACGCCAUUUAUUUCAACCCUGCAGUUUACCUGCACACUAGUGAUUCGUGCGAGGGUGUUCUCGGUACGAUUACAUGUCAAAUGAUUGUGUCAAAUGGUGUUUCAGCUUGGAGUCAAAUUUGAAACGAAUCUGACAUUCAUCCUUUUUUGUUUUAGUAUUGUUAAAAAUGUCGCCAAAUAUAAACAUAAAACAUUUGACAAUUAUUUGUAUUGCAACGUUUUAUUCCUACCCUACACAGACUGCCAGAUUUAUGAGCAGAAACAUAAUUUGACAUAUUAAUGUAACUUAACCUACCUGACUUUUUAUGUUCUUUAUACAUUUGCCAGUGCCUUUAUACACCUGGCUAUUCUAUAAAUGAACUUGGUCAUUUUAUAUACUGACCCAUCAGUGAUUAUUUUAUAAAUUGACCUAUGAGCUGUUAAUAACAUUUACCAGUUAUUUUAAACAUUUUACAAUAAUAUAUUUUCAGAAAUACAGAAUGUUGUAAAUGUAUGUUUGUCCUAUAU
This is a messenger RNA of Acipenser ruthenus (sterlet), 5669 nucleotides long. RefSeq names its product rho GTPase-activating protein 6-like. Bases 239 to 3172 code for a protein of 977 amino acids. The transcript has 13 exons. Gene Ontology annotation, biological process: signal transduction. Lineage: Eukaryota; Metazoa; Chordata; Actinopteri; Acipenseriformes; Acipenseridae. The record is from RefSeq and is a predicted model, not a curated record.